UUUGCAACUAAAAGUCAGGAAGCAGUUAGCUUAGGGAGUUCACCUUCUUCCUCUAUAAAUACCAAGGAACCUGAGAAAAUCAAAGCAGAUGCAGCCAUGGGAACUACUGCCUUUCCUGCUGUUGACUCCACAAGAGACACAGAGUCUGAUAAGGAGAGGCCCUCAGAGAUGGCAGGUGACGAUGCCCAGAGCACUGCCAUCAAGUAUUUAGUGACAGUCCCCAAGAAUGUCAUUGAUCCAACAGCUGGCAGUGUUCUGGGGAACCUUAAGGUCACAGUGAGUGUCAGCACACCUGGCCCAGUCUCUUCUGUUUUCAGUGAGGAGUGGGAUGACACCAGACUUGAGAGUAUAAGUCGGGGGAGGCCCCCAGAACCAGGAGACAAUGCAGAGACUCAAGUGAGAACAGAGCCACCACACAGAAUCUAUGAGAGCUUUGAGGCAACUGAGGAGAGCCCCACUUCCACAGAGGUUACAAAGGUGGCUCCAGGGUUUCCGGGAGGAGGAACAGCCUUGGUGACUACACUGGGGGUUGAGAGGUCACCAGUCUUGACCCAUCAAAUUUCUUUCACUCACACGCGUCUGGCAGAAGAUCCUGAAGUUUCCACUAUGAAGUUGUUCUCUAGUGCAGGAGGUUUCAGAGCGUCCACCCAGGGGGACAGGACCCAGCUCUCCUCAGAGACUGCAGUGUCUGCCUCUCAGUAUGAGCCUCUGCCACAGCAGGCAGCAGGAGAUGUGUUAAAAGAGGGGUCACAAGAGAUGACAGUGGUCAUUCAAGAAAUAGACACCACAUUACCUGUGGUGACACAAGAGCAUAUGGCUACCAUCGAGGUUCCCAGAGGCAGUGGGGAGCCUGAAGAGAGCCUGCCAUCCACCUCCCCUGUGUCUGCUGAAGUGGGUGAUGCUGAACUGUCCAGAAGAUGGGAGUCUCCGGCCACUCCAGCCUCCACCACUGUUGGCCCUUUGUCUCUCCAACUUACCUCUUCCAUGGAAGGGUGUGUGAAGGUGUCUGGAAAGUCAAAAGAAUUGAUAGAUGGGCUCAGCUUGGUGAUUCUCAGUUGUAACUCCAGCAGUGAAGCAGGAGGAUUGCCAUAA
This is a messenger RNA of Mastomys coucha (southern multimammate mouse), 1092 nucleotides long. RefSeq names its product armadillo-like helical domain-containing protein 4. NCBI's taxonomy places the organism in Eukaryota, Metazoa, Chordata, Mammalia, Rodentia, Muridae. The record is from RefSeq and is a predicted model, not a curated record.